Lachancea fermentati is the source of this 1797-nucleotide messenger RNA. The record is from the annotation of a GenBank genome assembly. Lineage: Eukaryota; Fungi; Ascomycota; Saccharomycetes; Saccharomycetales; Saccharomycetaceae.
AUGGGCGACCCUAGUAUUGUGAAGAUAGUUGGGCAGAAAAACUACGCCAAGUUGCGGUCUGUGAAAGUUCUUCUGGUGGGGGCCGGAGGGAUUGGCUGCGAAUUGCUCAAAAACCUUGUGCUCAUGGAAUUUGGAGAGAUUCACGUCGUUGACCUCGAUACUAUUGAUCUAUCAAACCUCAAUAGGCAGUUUCUAUUCCGGCAGCGUGAUAUCAAGCAGCCCAAGGCAACUACAGCAGUUCGUGCGAUUCAGCACGUCAGCAAUUCCAAGCUGGUUGCAUAUCAGUCUAACAUCAUGGACACAGAGAAGUUUCCUCUGAGCUGGUUUAGCGAGUUCUCGCUGAUCUUCAACGCCUUAGAUAACCUUGAAGCCCGUCGCUACGUUAACCAGACUGCACAAUUCCUUCAUCUGCCGCUACUGGAGAGCGGCACCGCGGGUUUCGAUGGUUACAUUCAGCCAAUCAUCCCGGGUCAGACGGAGUGUUUUGAUUGUACCACAAAGGAAACGCCAAAAACUUUCCCGGUGUGCACAAUCAGAUCUACUCCUUCUCAGCCGAUUCACUGCAUUGUGUGGGCCAAGAACUUCCUGUUCUCUCAGCUCUUUGCGUCUUCCACAUCUGUUGCUACCGAUGAGGAUCUUGGAACUGAGGAUCCCCAGGAAAUUGAGCGCAUCAAACAAGAGACAAACGAGCUUCAUGAACUCCAAGAAUACAUCAAAUCAGGUGACAAUUCUUGUAUUCCUGAUAUAAUCACCAAGCUUUUCGUGAGUGAUAUCGAAAAGCUGCUUUCCAUUGAAAACCUUUGGAAAAAUCGCGAAAAGCCCACUCCACUUCACAAUUUUGAGAUAUCUAACCAAUUGAAUACUGAUUUUAGUUCUGUGUGGACCCUUCAAGAACAAGUCAAUGCAUUUGCCGAAGUAACGAAAAAGUUGAUGAAACGCUUGGCUACCGAGAAAGAAAUUGAAUUUGACAAAGACGACACUGAUACUUUGAAAUUUGUAGCAACGGCGGCGAAUAUCCGUGCAUAUGUUUUCCAUCUUCCUGUUAAGUCAUUAUUUGACGUAAAGCAAAUAGCAGGCAAUAUUAUUCCAGCAAUUGCAACUACGAACGCUAUCAUCGCCGGUUUGUCUUCACUUGCUUCAUUAAGGGUUCUAAAUCUGUUGAAGCAUAUACCUCCAACUGAUCCAAAGGAUUUAUACAUGGCAUUUACUGCGAAGGCGAGCAAUAUAUCAUCUAAUCGCUACCUUUCCAACUCACAACUAGCAACUCCAAAUCCACGUUGUCCUGUAUGCUCUAUAGCGCGCGGCGUGAUUUCACUCUCUACUUCUGCGUUGAAAUCUAUUACUUUAGGGGAGCUUCUUGAUGCUAUUCGCACAAAGUACAAUUACCCAGGCGAAGUCUCUCUUGUUGAUAAGUCCACACAAAGACUAUUGGCCGAUUUUGAUUUCGAUGAUCUUUUGGGCAAGAGCCUUUCUGACAUGAAGUUAGGUCAAGGCUCUUUACUCUUGGUUGCAGACGAACGUGAUGAUGAAGAGGAAUUAAAAUGUUCAGCAGAAUUCUAUCUCCAGCUAGAUGCAACCGGAAAUAAACUAAGACUACCUGAAAUUGAAGUACUCUCCUUCAAGCCGCAGGCGAUGUCGCCGCAAGAGGAUGAACCUGACUACAUUUUGAAUGGCAAUGGAGAAAUUAUCAUAGAUGAAGAUAACGGUGACUCUCGUAAAAGAGAGCUUGAAGAUGCCUCCGAACCAGCAGCAAAGAUGGCAAAGCUUGAUGAUGAUGCCAUUGUGCUUCUUGAUUAG